Messenger RNA from Andrographis paniculata, 2979 nucleotides. Its product is annotated as putative late blight resistance protein homolog R1A-10. The coding region runs from base 194 to 2872 and encodes 892 amino acids. Gene Ontology annotation, molecular function: ADP binding. The transcript is spliced from 2 exons. Gene Ontology annotation, biological process: defense response to other organism. NCBI's taxonomy places the organism in Eukaryota, Viridiplantae, Streptophyta, Magnoliopsida, Lamiales, Acanthaceae. The record is from RefSeq and is a predicted model, not a curated record.
UUGUCGGCUUCCUUUUUCCUUCUUCUCAGCAAACUCUUCCAAAAUAUCUAAUAAUAGAUCUGAACCAGUUGUUAAUUCAUGUAGCCCUGCUCUUCAUCUGUGAUCUUCAGGAUUAUCCUGUAUGUUUCAAUAGAUCUUAAGUGGCUGCCUCUACAAUUUCUUAAUUAAUCGCAAUUCAAGGGUCUCCAGAAACAUGGCUGUUGCAGCUUAUGCAUCCUUGGUUUCUCUUACCAACAUCCUCGAAAAUCUCCAUUAUCGUGCCCAGUUUAAUCUCCCUCGUGCAGACAUGAAACAAGUCGAAAAGCUCCAAGAAAAUGUCCAAUUCUUGUUGAAAUUUGUUGAGCUUCAUUCGGAAAGGGUGAUUCCUGAUGAGCUGCAAGGCUUGUGGAGGCAAAUGGCUAAGGCUGCCUUUGAAGCAGAAGAUACCAUCAACUUCCAUGUAGUCAAUUUACUCCAUUUGAGACAUCAAGAAGAAACAACUGAUGCAGCUUUCUCAGAUUUCUGUGAAGAUAUGGAGGGACUGAUCCAAAACCUUUGUACCACCAAAAAAUCGUUGCCGAUGAUGGAGGAAAUAAGGCAGGAUGAUCGAGUUCAAGAACAAUCCAGUGCUAGUGCUUCAGUUUCGAUUGUUGGUUCAUCGGAUGCUUCGGAACAUGCCAGCAAUGUUGUGGUGGGAAUUGAUAAGCAUGUGAGUAGGAUCAGGGACAAGCUCAUAAGAGGUAAAUCGAACAUCCAAAUCAUCCCGGUUGUUGGUAUGGGAGGGAUCGGUAAGACUACUUUGGCUAAAUGUGCCUUUGAUGAUUCUUUUGUUGUUGACCACUUCGAUUUACGAAUAUGGUUUUCAAUAUCUCAAGAAUAUAGUGUGGAGCAGAUCCUUAGAAUUGGUCUUCAAGAAAAGGUUGAAUAUGGACAUAAACGUGAAAGUUUAGAUGAGUUGGGAAAUAAAUUCUACCAAAAGUUAUUUGGUAGAAGGUAUUUGAUUGUUAUGGAUGACAUGUGGGGCAGUGGUGCUUGGGAUGAGCUAAGAAAGUUUUUUCCGGACAAUGAGAAUGGAAGUCGAAUUAUGUUUACUACUAGACUCAAAGACUUAGCAACUUCUCUGGGCUCUUGCGAUCCUUACCCGCUUACAUUUCUUGAUGAGCAUACGAGUUGGGAAUUAUUUUGCCAAAAUGCCUUUUCACAAAUAGGUUGUCCUUACGACGAUUUAGAGAAUCUUGCAAAAGAUAUUGCCAAAAGUUGUAGAGGGCUUCCUUUAGCGAUUGUAGUUAUUGGUCGAUUACUUGCAAAGUCCGACAAGAAUGCAAAAUAUUGGGAGAAUAUCACAAAGAACAUCAGCUCACUAGCUAGUAUGGGAGAUGAUGAGCAUUGUUUUAAAAUAUUAUCUUUGAGUUAUAGAAGCUUGCCCAUCCAUUUGAAGCCAUGUUUUUUAUAUAUGCGUUUUUUCCCCGAAGAUGAUCGGAUUGAUGUAAACAAUCUAAUCAAAUUGUGGAUUGCUGAGGGAUUCAUAAAACCGACAAGUCAAAAAAGUCUGGAAGAUAUUGCAAGUGAAUACGUGAAAGGUCUCCUUGAUAGAAACCUGAUAUUCAUAAGGAGUAUCGAGAAAUGUGGUGUUCAUGACCUUUUACGAGAUCUUUGUUUAACAGAGUCUGCAAGUGAAAAUUUCAUUCGAUCACCAAAAGUACAACGUAUCAGAUCACACUAUCAUACUGACGCUUGCUGCUUCAUUUGUAGUGAAGAAAUAAAUGGCGCAGUUGCUGAAAAAUUGUUGAAAACUUUUCAUGUUUUCUCGCAAUGGUCGGAGUUUAAUCCUCUUUAUUGCGAUGCUUGUAAGCCGGCAUAUUCACAUAUUGCAAGACCAAGAUUGGUGAGGCUGAUGGGUGACUUAAUCAAUGGUGUUUACCACAGAGAAAUCUUGCUACCUACAGAAGUGCACUAUGCUACAAUCUGCUAUUUUUUUGGCAAGAAAUUGAUCUCGCCGAGGUCGCAGCACUUGCUUUGGAAUCUUCAAACUCUAAUAAUUGGAGUUAUUACUGGUCGAACAAUCUUACCACCGGAGAUUUGGGAAAUGCCGCAACUUAGGCAUCUUAUAUGCAAGCCUAGUGGUUAUUUACCAGAUCCUACAGCUACAGCUACUGCUAGUCAUAAUAUUCCGAUCCUGAAAAACCUUCAGAUCCUAUCCGCUGGAUUUGCAUUCAAAUGUACCGACAACAUCCUUGCUCGAAUCCCAAAUGUGAAGGAUCUAGAGAUUGAUUACUUUGAAGGUGAGUCAUUUGAUCUGAGGCAGCUGCAAGAACUUGAAUCAUUGUGUGUGUGGAGUUUGCAUAAAAUCCGAGCGAUUCCUAAUUCGCUUAAGCGGCUGUCUUUGGAUGUUACAAGACCGGAAGAUAUGCCAAUUAUUGGUUCAUUGCCGCGCCUGGAAAGUUUAAAGAUUGGUUAUAGCUACCAUGUGACUAACUGGAACCCAGUGGAAGGCGAAUUUCUUCACUUGAAAGAACUGUAUAUCAGCCAUGCCUAUGGACUAGUCUGCUGGAGCGCUGAUCAGAGCCAUUUCCCGAUUCUUGAACGGCUAAAGAUGAAAACAUUUCCAUUGUUGGAAGAGAUCCCUUGGGGCAUCGGAGACAUACCAACACUAGAAUCGAUUAUGCUCGAGGAAUGCAAUGACUCUCUCAUCCAUUCGGCGAAGGAAAUGUGGGAGGAACAACAGAGCAUGGGAAACGAUAGCCUUCGAGUUUAUGUUAUGGAUGGAAAAGGAAAGGGAUAUCAAAUGGUUGAUGAUAACUCAAAACCACAAGAAGCAGAGUUUGAUGAGACUGAAGUAACGGUGCCCUUUUUCAAGAAAAAAGAUCGAGUACAAGCAUUGGAUGAGUUAUGAGGAAUUAUGGAGAAAAUUGCAAAUAUUUAUACCCUAUUAUUACUUUUGUUCUUUUGUUCUUUUGUCCUUAAUUUAUCUACCUGGCAAAAUGUUUACAAAAUUCGUUA